Rattus rattus (black rat) is the source of this 685-nucleotide messenger RNA. RefSeq names its product 60S ribosomal protein L29-like. Gene Ontology annotation, cellular component: cytosolic large ribosomal subunit; ribosome. The record is from RefSeq and is a predicted model, not a curated record. Gene Ontology annotation, molecular function: structural constituent of ribosome. Gene Ontology annotation, biological process: cytoplasmic translation. Bases 215 to 685 code for a protein of 156 amino acids. NCBI's taxonomy places the organism in Eukaryota, Metazoa, Chordata, Mammalia, Rodentia, Muridae. The transcript has a single exon.
UAUCAUUUAUAGAUCAUGUGUUUCUAAUCGAGAAAUCGGAAAUCUGAAAUGCUUUCAACACUGAAACUUCAAGUACCAGUGUAAUGAAAUUUUCUGAUUGUGAAUGCUCAACUUGUAAGUGUUUAAAACUACAAGAGUACUGGAGAAAUGUCCAGGUUAAGAGCACUGGCUGGGGGUCCCAGGCACUGUGGGAGCCGCGGCUUACCAUGCAGACAUGGCCAAGCCUAAGAACCACACCACACACAACCAGUCCCGCAAAUGGCACAGAAAUGGCAUCAAGAAACCUGGAUCACAAAGAUACAAAUCUCUUAAGGGGGUCAACCCCAAGUUUCUGAGGAACAUGUGCUUCUCCAAGAAGAACAACAAGAAAGGCCUGAAGAAGACGCAGGCCAGCAAUGCCAAGGCCGUGAGUGCACGCGCAGAGGCCAUUAAGGCCCUUGUGAAGCCUCAGGCCGUCAAGCCCAAGAAGCCAAAGUGCUCCAGCCGCAAACCCAUCCGUCUGGCUUUCAUCGCUCACCCCAGGCUUGGGAAGAAGAUUCGAAGCUACAUGGCCAAGGGACGGAGGCUCUGCCAACUAAAGCCCAAGGUUCAAACCAAGGCAGAGACCAAAGCUCCAGCCAAGGCCCAGGCUUCAACUCCAGCCCAGGCUCCCAAGGGUGCCCAGGCCCCUGUGAAGGCCCCAUAG